AUGGAUGUGUACACUGGAAGUGUAAAUUGUGGAAGUUUCGUUGCAACGCAGGCAACCAUUUAUUGUUUUGGCUUUGAUAUAUGUUAUGUGCAUAUUCGUUCAUAUUUUCAACUUCCUGGCGUUGCUGUCCAACACAUAGAAGCAAAUAUUAUAUUAACUACCAGAAAUAAAAUUUAUGGUAAACAAAUUUGGGUACAUUUAGGAGCGAUAUGUUUUAUUUCUUGGAACACCUUGAAAUGCUCGCAAGAUUACAAUAAGGCUUUACAAGUGGUGUGGCUGGUUCAAUUUUUGAAUGCCUUUUGGCUAACAACUAUGAAAAUGAGCAAUAAAUUAUGUAAAUUACUGAGAAACUCCUUUGAUAAUAUUGCGGGGAUGGUGAAUAUUGUGAACCUCAAACACAAUUAUUAUGCUUUUAACUGCAGUUUUUCGGUACAAUAUUUGUCUGUUGAAAGCAAUUUACAUAUGACAUGUUCUUCCUUUUUAAAAAAUGUAAAUAAAGUCUGUUUCUAUAAAAAAUUGAUUAGUAUCAUGAAUGUGAGAAAGAAACAUCAAAGAGCUAUAGAAAAAGAACUGACAGUAGGUGCUAUGCGUCAGUCAACAAGUGUCUAUACAAAGAGGAACAAGAAGUUGACAACAUAUUUGGGAAUAUUUGUUUCAAAAUUUGAGCCAAUCAGAAGAUCAAACAAAUUAAAAAGACAUAUUAAUGCCAAAAACUGCAAUAUAAGUGCAAGAAUAAAUAUGCGGGCUCCGCAGAAGAAACCGAAGCAAAAGGAAAACAAACUUGCUUAUGAAGGUAUACCUAAGCAUUCCAGGAGAGGCAAAUCAACAGUAACCAAAAAGGAGCAAAACUCAGUAAUAUUACUUUUAGAGUUUGUCUUGCCUGUUGUUGUCGCACUUUGA
Molecule: messenger RNA, 900 nt
Organism: Echinococcus granulosus
Lineage: Eukaryota; Metazoa; Platyhelminthes; Cestoda; Cyclophyllidea; Taeniidae
Exons: 11
Coding region: 1-900 (299 amino acids)
Source: RefSeq, a predicted model, not a curated record